Molecule: messenger RNA, 2968 nt
Organism: Vigna radiata var. radiata (mung bean)
Lineage: Eukaryota; Viridiplantae; Streptophyta; Magnoliopsida; Fabales; Fabaceae
Product: F-box/LRR-repeat protein 3
Exons: 8
Coding region: 238-2238 (666 amino acids)
Biological process (GO): SCF-dependent proteasomal ubiquitin-dependent protein catabolic process
Cellular component (GO): SCF ubiquitin ligase complex
Molecular function (GO): protein binding
Source: RefSeq, a predicted model, not a curated record
CGAUAGCAAUAGCAGAAGCAAAAGGACGGAGGACAAAGUCAGCAGCACUGUGAACUGACACUGACACCUUCAUCGUCAUCUGCGACCAAACUCAAAGCUUAACGCUUUCAAGUUUCAACGGAAUAACGAAACUCCCCACACAUAGAUGAAACACUGCUUUGCUUUCAGUUAACAACCUUAAUACAACCACAUCCAGAACCAGAAUGUUCCGUUGACUUUUACUCUCGUUGCGCCACCAUGGAACCACCCAACUUCUUCGAUCUCCUUGCCAAGGACCUUCUUUACGCCAUCCUCGACCACCUCCGCGACGACCCUUUUGCCCCAAAGUUCUUCUCCCAAGCCUGCAAGUCCUUCUACGCUCUCGAGUCAACGCACCGCACCGCUCUCAAGCCACGUCGCCUUGACUUUCUCCCCAGAGCCUCUCGGCGCUAUCCUUCCAUCUUGCACCUCGACCUCACGCUCUGUCCCUGUGUCGACGAUUUCGCCCUCAAGGCCCUCUCUCUGGCUUGGCGCUCUUCCCUGCGCUCCCUUGAUCUCUCCGGGUGCAGGCUGUUCUCGCACGUGGGGCUCUCCGCUCUCGCUCUCAAUUGCACGUACCUGGUGGAGGUUGACCUGUCCAACAGACCGGACCUCACUGACGUGGCGGCCAAGGCAAUCGCCGAGGCUGUGAACUUGGAGAGGCUGCGUUUGGGAAGGUGUAAGGGAAUAACGGACAUGGGGAUUGGGUGCAUAGCUGUCAAGUGUGGCAGGUUGAGGAAUGUUGUGUUGAGGUGGUGCAUUCGGGUCACUGAUUUUGGGGCUGGUUUGAUUGCUAUAAAGUGCAAGGAGAUUCGGAGUUUGGAUCUUUCUUAUAUGCCGCAGAUCACAGAAAGAUGUCUUAAUCACAUCCUUCAAUUAGAACAUCUAGAAGAUUUGGUUCUUGAGCAUUGUCUUGGCAUUGAGGAUCACGGCCUUGCAACCCUCCAAGCAAACUGCAAGUCGUUGAAGAUGCUUAACUUGUCAAAAUGUCAAAACAUUGGUCAUAUUGGCAUAGCUUCUCUUACAAAUGGUGCACAGAACUUAGAAAAGCUUAUCUUAUCUUCCAGCCUGGUUGUUACUACAGAUCUAGCAAAAUGUCUGCAAAGUUUUCCAAGACUGCAAUUGGUGAAACUCGAUGGUUGUUUGGGUGUAGAGUCAGGAUUAAAAGCCAUCGGUUAUUCAUGCAACUCACUCAAAGAACUGAACUUAAGUAAAUGUGUUGGAGUAACUGAUGAGAAUCUCUCCUUCCUUGUGAAAACAAACAAAAACCUAGAGAAGUUGGACAUAACCUGCUGUCGUACACUAACACCUGAAUUCAUACCCAACCUAACAAAUUCAUGUUUACGGCUUACAUCCCUCAGAAUGGAAUCUUGUAGCUUGAUCAGUAGAGAAGGCUUCUUGUUUAUUGGACAGUGUCAACUGUUGGAAGAAUUAGAUGUCACAGAUACUGAAAUAGAUGACAUAGGGCUUUGUUCGAUCUCAAGAUGUACCAAACUUUCUAGUCUGAAGUUGGGCAUAUGUUUGAUGAUAACUGAUAAAGGACUAAAGCAUAUUGCUAACAGUUGCUCAGAGCUCAAAAAUCUUGAUCUUUACAGGAGCUCAAGAAUAACUGAUGAGGGAAUUAUUGCAAUUGCCCUUGGCUGUCCUUCACUUACGGUUGUUAACAUUGCUUACAACAGCAACAUCACAGAUUCUUCACUGGCAUUUCUUUCAAAAUGCCAGAAACUAAGAACUCUAGAAAUCCGAGGGUGCCCUCAUAUUUCACCACAGGGUCUCUCAAAUAUUGUUGCCCGUUGUAAGAAUCUUGAAACUCUGGACCUGAAGAAGUGCCGCAAAAUUAAUGAUGCUGGAAUGAUUCAGUUGGCUCAACAUUCUCAAAGCUUAAAACAAAUAAAGCUGUCAUAUUGCUCAGUUACCGAUGUGGGGCUCAUUGCACUUGCUAGCAUAAGCUGCCUGCGGUAUAUAUCCAUUUUUCACGUGGAGGGUUUAACUUCAAAUGGCCUAGUAGCUUUCCUUUUGGCUUGUCAAAGUUUAACAAAAGCGAAGUUUCACGCAUGCUUUGAGUCUUUAAUUCCUCAACAAAUUCUAAAAUACAUGGAAGCUCGUGGAUGUGUGCUUGUUUGGAGGGAAAAAACGUUUGAAUCCUCUUGGUACCUUUUGGCCAUUUCAGCCCUUUAUUUCCAGCUUGUCAUAUGCAGGAAUAGAAUCAAUCAUCUGUGAUAUACACGAAUCCUUGAAUUUAAUGUUCGAAUUAAAACCAAAAGAAGUUUUGCAUAAUGUGGACAAGAUGAUAUCUCAACACACGAGAUACAAUUUUUGAUUAACCAGGACAAAAGUAGAGAUGAUGAUGAUGAUGCCUGCAACUAGAAAAUUUGAAACAGAUUAUUUGAAUUAUAAAACGACAAUACAAGAUAUUCUUAAAUAUGAACAUUCUUUUAUGUAAAUAUUCAGCAUGUCUUACUGGAAGCUGUGCACAUCUGUGACAGGUGGGACUAGGUUCAAAAGGAUGGAAGCUACACGCUUGAAGGAGUUUGUAAGCUCUGUAGUGAAUGUCUUUGAACUAAUUAUAUUGGCAACAAAAAUGUUAUGCCAAAUCUUUGGAAAUUAGCAGCAAUGUUACAAAGACAGACGAAGUUGCUACUGCUGGGCUUGUCUUGUGUCAAAACAGGAGGAAACGAUGAAGAAAAUUCCCAAGUGCAUUAGGAUAAGUCAAAGAUUUCCAUUGUUGGCUUUUCAAAAUCAUAAAUGGUCAUAAUGGAUAUGAUGUGCGCCAUCUGUUACAAGUUACAGUAUUUUGACGGGUUCAAUAUAGUUUCCCUCGGUCAAAAGUCAUUGCUGAGUGUUACAUAAAAGCUAAGUGAAAGCAAAACAUGGUUUUCAAGUGUAUUAAAACGAUGUUGUUUUCACACGAAUGUGGAGGGGCCAGGAAAUGGAUUGGAUGAAAUAAGUA